Molecule: messenger RNA, 1241 nt
Organism: Pelagomonas calceolata
Lineage: Eukaryota; Pelagophyceae; Pelagomonadales; Pelagomonadaceae
Source: the annotation of a GenBank genome assembly
CGCUGCGGCCGUUUAUCGCCGGUGCAGGGGCUCACUGAGUGCUGAGAGGCUGCAAUGCAGGCGCGCACGUCGUCGCCGCAGUGUUGCAAGCUCUUAAGCUUCGUUGGCAGCACACCACUGUUGUGCCGGGUCGCACUCCUUGUUGGCUGGCCAAUCGCACCAGUCUGUGUGCAAGCAGGCCCUGCAGGCAGCAGCUUGGCCAGCGGCAGCAAGGCUGUCCUUGCGGCCGACCGACGAGUGUAGUGUUGCAAGCAGCGGCGGCGGCAGCUGUAUUGCAAAAGGAUCCGUCAGUCUCGAUACGGGCUGCCGUGCCGCUCUUCGAUUUGUGGCUACCGGAUCUCAAUCCAUUGGGAGAGCUCAGGCGGCCAUUUGCGCCAGUCACUGCGCGACGUCCUGCACAAUGAGGCGCAUAGCACUCCUCUUGAUUGCGAUCCACGCCGCGGCUCUGGUGCCGCCAAGGUUGCAACGCGUGGCGUCGACGAGCUCCCGUCCGAGGACGCAGACGGUGCGCAGCAUGGCGCCGCUCGGCGAGACAGUAAAAAACACCGCCAUCGUGACCUGGCUCUUCGGCGGUUUGGUGCCGGCGCUUAUCGCGGUGAACAGCUUCGCUUUUACAAAACUCAGCUCGCCCGCACGGUACGAGGGCUUUGUCGAGACCAGCGGCCAAGGCGCGAAGUUGGCGCUCGCGUCGCUCGGCGCGCCGGACGCGGUACUCGAGGAGGACGUCUCUCAGAUUCUCGACGCCUUCGCAACGCCGGACGAGUCGCUCUUCGUGCCGCUGGCCGUGGCGAUCGGCGCACCCGGCGGCGGCGAGGGCGAUUAUCUGGGGGCGGAGCGAUACGUCGCGCGCGACGCGUUCAAGGCGACGAUUCGACGGAAAGCGAGGCAGGCGCCCGACGCGGCGCUCGACGCGGUCUUCGACGCCUGGGCGAAGGGCAGCGGCUGCGCCGCGCGGUCGCAGUGCCUCGGGUCCCUCGAGAGCUGGCGUCGAAGUGACGGCUCCUGGGACCUGGGAGCCGCGGACCGAGACAUCCUCCUGGGGAAGGGAGUCGUUCUGGGCGGGUUCGUCGGUCUGGCGGUGAUAGACUUCGUCGCCCUGAGCGCCCUGGUCUUUUUCGCACGAACGAUCCUCUUCGCGGAGUCAUGACGUUGAGCCCCGGGGUCACGCCUGUGAAAUCGCCCACGCGCAAGCAGGGCCAGGGGGGGGACAAGGUAGUCAUCCUAAUUCGUUGUUAAAAGCU